ACCCACGCAAAUACCGCGUCAUGAAAAACAUGGCGGAUUAGUAUGUGCAUGGGUCCGCUACUCGCUUACCGCCGUCGAUUAAUGAAAGCUUAUUUCUCCCUGCAAACGACACAUUUUUGAACAGGUCACAAUGUUUCGUCGGUCAAGAUUUAGUAUUCGGCCCAAUGUCAGUACAGCAGGGAGAACAGCUGCAACAUCUCAGGAAGCCCCUUCAGCAAAUCAGGAAGCCAGUGAGACCCCCAAAGAUGCCGGUGAGACCAGCGCUGCUGCUGCUGCUGUGACUGACAGCAAGUCUGUUGUGACUCCGUCAGAAAAACCUACAGCCGCAGGGGAUGGUAACGAUCAAAAUGGGGAAGGUACCAGCUCCUCAGCUGCAGUCCAGAGAAGGAAGCGUUUUUCUGUCAAGCCCAAAGUGGCUCCAGGCCGCCCAUCCGCUCUUGCUCGGACGCCAAAGUCCCCUGCCAAGGCAGUCUCAGAAACCACCACUACUGAAACUACUACUGCUGAGAUCCCUGGUUCAGACGUUGACAAGCCAACAACAUCCGGCCAAAUUGGAAAUAGAGCAGCCCCUCAGGGACUUCAAUCUCCAAGGCGACGGAGGCCUUCAGAAGACAGCAAGCAGCCUAAAGUGCAACCUAAACCCACUCUCAUCUCUUCUGACAGUCCAGGACCUUCUGCUGUCCCUCCAGCUGAGGACUCGCCAGAACAAAUCCAGAUGUCGGUAGACGGCGGCAAACAAUCUGAGAGCACAUCAGACAGUCAAGUUAAAGAAGUUCCCCCCAGACCACCAGAUAAAGUCCCCCCCUCUUUACCAGACAAAGAAGCUACUGAAUUAUCAGAGAAAGCCAAGACUCUCGUGUCGUCUAAGAGCGGGCUUUCACUGACACCACCCAAGUUCUCCUUGAGUAGACUCCUGAAUGACCCAUCAGACUUACAGAGGCUGGAAAAGGCCCGUAAGCUCAGAGAGCUGCUCAAACAAGAGAUGCACAAAGAAAAGAAACUCAAGAAAACUAAGGCACGUGUUAAGGAAUAUACUUUAGAUCCCGCCAAAAUGACCAUGAGGGACCUUAUCCGUUAUCUGCCGAUGUCUAACCCCAUGACAUCUAAUUUAGAAGACUCGGCUCAGGAGAAUGAGACUAUUGUCCCACCUUCUCCAGAAAGAGAAGAGUCACCGGAGAGAGCACAGGAACCUGAAGUCCUCCCCAAAAUUGCAAGCCCGAGGGAGGAGGUGGAAGGAGAAGAGGCGGCGGCGGCAGCAGCAGCGGAGGAUGAGGAGGAGGAGGAAGAUCCGGAUGAAGCGCCCAUGGUUCCGCAGGUCAAAGUAGCAGAGGAUGGCUCACUGAUCAUUGAUGAGGAGAGUUUGACAGUGGAAGUCAUGCGAGCAAAAGGGCCAAACCCAGCACAGGGUCGAGAUCCCAUCUUCGAGCGUGGGUCCACUACGACGUACUCAAGCUUCAGAAAAGGGACCUAUUCAAAGCCCUGGUCCAAUGAAGAGACAGACAUGUUCUUCCUGGCGAUCAGCAUGGUGGGCACAGACUUUUCCAUGAUUUGUCAACUGUUUCCUCACAGACCACGAUCGGAGAUAAAGAACAAAUUCAAAAAAGAAGAGCGAGAGAAUACCUGGAGGAUUGACAAAGCUUUCAGAGAGAGGCGUAAACUGGACAUAGAGUAUUUUUCUAAGCUGCUAGAGAAGAUUCUGGAAGUUCAGAAAAACAGGAAGAAACUCAAGUCACUUUCUGUGAAGAACUCCCCCAAGAAGCGCAAGAGAAAGGGCAAAAAAGCUGCAAGGAAGCUGAGUGAUGUAGAGGAGGAAGAUGAAGAAGAGGAGAGUGAACUUCCUGUCUUUGAGGAGGAGGAGGAGGAGGAGGAGGAGGAGGAGGGAGAGAAAGAGAAUGAGGACCUCUGUAAUGAGGGAGGAACCCCUGUUUCUAAGCCUAAAAGGAAACGGAAAAGAAAGAACGAAAAGGAUUCCUCAACCGAGGAGCCAAAAGGCAAGAAAAAACAAACGGGUGAAAAGAGCAAUGAACAAGGUGAGGCCUGCAUACCUGAAGAUGCUGAGGCAGCACUUCCUGAGGACCGUACAAAUGCAGACAUGUCUGACAAGACUGAGAAUACAAAUGGAGCCAAGGACAGCGCAAUCAAGCCAGCUAAACUCUCACGAGGCAGAGCACCAAAACCCCUUCUGCCACUGGGCAGGAAGUGGGGUAAAAAGCAUCCACCAGCCUCCGCAAAGGCCAAAGAUAGUGCGUCAGAUAAAGGAGACGAGAGCGUGAGCGAUGGAGCCUCUAAAGAGCAGGUAAACAAAGACGUGUCACCUUCAAGACAAGCCAGUGAGAGGAAAUCAGCCAGUGAUAACGUUUCCUCUGAAGAUGAAGAUUACACAGUUCAACCUCCGAGACCUACCAGGUAUGGGAGAGUGCCCAAACCCACCAAGCACUUAAAUUACCUUGCCAAGGAAGAUGCACAUUCAUCUGCAUCUGAAAGCACUCCUGCAUCACCAGGGAAAUCUGCAGCUUGUGAUGCCAAGCCUAAAGUCAAAUGCACAACCAAGAGAGGAAGACCAUCAAAGCCAAAAUCAGCCCAAGAGUCCAAAAAGCCCAAACUAGUAACCCUCAGGGCUUCUCAGUCAGAUUACAGCGAUGAAGAGGAUGAAAAUGAGAGAAAGGAAAACGAGGUGGAGGAGCAGUGGGCUGCGUGUAGCUCCAGUAAGGACAGCAGUGCCCCUGCGUUUGUGCCUGCCAUCCUGCGCUCCCCACAUCCUGGAAUUUCAGAGGUGGAAGAAACUAUGGAGGAGCUUGAUAUCUUGGCCAAUAUGCCCGAUGUGUUGGGCAUCUCCCAAGAUGCACUGUGUCCCGAUGCCUCAUGCGAGCGGGCACAAAAUGAGACAGGCACAGCUGAACCCUGUGAGCAUCAGUUGGACCUGCUGGUUGAUGUUAUAGACUUCCUUUCUUCAGAACACACAGAAGUAUCUGAGGACGAAAGCUACAACGAGGCUGCUCAAACCCUGUUGACCAUCGGCAACCUGGCUCAUCUCUCUCAGUCAGCACAGAAUCAAACAACCACACAAGAUCACGUAACAGAGAUAACAUCAGUCAGUGUAAAUGAAACCAGUGAACACCUAGAAGUAGAGAUUGCAGCAACUGGUGUUGCACAAGAGGAAACAAGCGUCACAGAAACAUCAGAGACUGUUGCCACUGUGGAACCGCAAAACAGCGCAACAGACAAGGAGCCUUUAUCUCAGACUGGUGAUCUAACCAUUAUUAAAAUCAGUGAUGAGACGUGUACUGAGCAGGAGACCACUUCUGAUAUGGACUCAACCCCUCAAUUACAGUCAAGUGAAGAGAUUUCAAAGAAAGAUUCUCCACAGACCAGGAGAGGACGCUUAUCCAAGGUGAAACCAAAACCUAACCUUAGCCGAGUCUCGAGGACUGCACUGUCAAAAUCCCAAUCAGGUACAUCAACAGCAGGGACAGCUGAAGAGAGCCAAACAGUUGCUCCUGACCUUUCUCAAGCCACUGAGAUACAACCAGCUGCUGAAAAAACAACCCUUACGUUAGCAGAGUGUAGUCCAGCAUUGAUAAAACAUGACAUUUCCCCAGAAAACCAGAAUCAGAGCUUUUCUGGGGCCCAGUUUGAACCCAGUUCGGAACCAGCCACCAGAGACACAGAUGAAAAACUGAAAUCUCAUGCUGGUAUAAUUGAAAGUGGCUCUAAUAAUCCAGGGACAUCUGACACAGCAGUCACAGAAUCACAAGUUGAACAAAGGUCAAACACUGAUUCAGUCACAGUCCAAGAAAGCAGCGAUGGUGCUGAUGCUUCCGUCACACCUGUAGAAGAUUUACCCGUCUGUCAGAAAGAAGAGAGUGAAGUCGCAUCUACUACUCAGACCAGGGUGAGUCGAUUCCAGAAAGCCAAGCCCAAACCCAAACUACCACAGGCGUCAAGAACUGUACGGUCUAAACCUCAAACAACAAAAGACUCUCUAGAGAAAGAUACCAGCUCAUCUACAAACCUUGAAUCCACUGACAAAACAAUAGCAGAGACAGAAUCACAACCAACUUGCACCACCUGUCCUGAAAAACCAGGCACUCCAGUUUUGAUACCAUCCUUGGAUUUAGAUUCUACUCUUAUACCUACAGAGGAACUGUCUUCAAUUGCAGAGGAGAAGACAGAUGUUGGACUCGUUGAUGAGGUAGACUCAGGUGCAGCACCAUUGGAUCAGAGUUAUCCAGAAGCCCAGUCUGAAUCCACAGAUGAACAACUGAUGUCUCACGCUGAAACAAAAGUGAGUAGUUGUAAUAAUCCGGCGACAUCUGACCCAGAAAUUACAGAAUCACAAAUUAGACGAGGAGAAGAAGGCAGUGACAGUCCUGCUGCAUGCGUUACACCUGUGGAAGAGUUACCUAUCAGUCAGAAAGAAGAAAGUGAAGUUGCAUCUUCUUGUCAAACUAGGAGGAGUCGAUUACAAAAGGUCAAACCAAACCUGCCGCAAACAUCAAGAACUGUACGGUCUAAACCUCAAACCACAAAAGAACCUGGUGUGCACAUGCAGCCUUUGAAGAAAACCUCUAGCCCAACUUUAAUGCCUGAAUCCUCAGACAAUCCUGACAAUACAGUAUUAGUGGUGGAACCACAACCAACCUGCAGUACCACCUCUCCUGAAAAACUUGAAAGUACUGGCGCUGCUUCAGUUUUGAUACCAUCAUUGGAAUUAGGCUCCGCUCAUGAACCCACAGAGGAAUUAUCCUCAACUGUGGAGAAAAACACAAAUGUUGGCCUUCAGCUGGACUCAAGCUUAGAGGGCUCAGAACAAAAUGUACCUCAAAGAAGGCGACGUUUCGCCAGGGCCAAACCCAAUUUAGGAUCAUCCACCAGAACAACACAGUCACAAUUGCAGCCAGAGGAUAUCAGUAAAUGCCCAACACAGCACUCCUCAAAUAUAACCUCAGAACAACAGCCUGUGGACAAUAAGAGUGGACAAACUGAACUGGAAUCCACAGAGAAAGAUGGCAAGCACUUGACAUCCCUGCACUCAGAAAAUUCAUCAAGUAGUAGAAAUGAUAAGGGUAGCUCCUCUGGUAGUAUCGUCAUAGCAACACCUUUGGUUGCUGAGAAUCAGCCUAUAUUGACAGACUCGACUGCUGAAGAUAAAAGCAGUGAAAAACCCACAGUUGAAGGGGAAUCCACAGGGAACAGUACUUCAAGUCACGACAAGAUGGAGGCCUCAGAAGAUGGUUUGGCAGAGUCAAAAAUGAAAUCUAUACUCCCAGAUAAUGUACAGUCAACACGAGAUCCAAAAGAAAGCACUCAGCAGCAAGAUUCAGAGAAUGAAUCAGAGAUAAAAAGUCAAGAAUCUGUCCAACGCAUUUCUGAGACCACUGAAGCUAAUCGAACAACCAACGUCAAAUCUCCAUCCCCCAAAUGCACUGAUGAUACUCAAUCAUCAAGAAAUUCCCCUCAAGCUCGUAGAGGCAGGCUUAUUAAACCCAAACCCAACCUGGGGCGCAGCAGUCGACCUCCACAGCCCCAACAAGUCCAGAACACACCACCAGCAGCAGAAACAGAUUCUGGCACUUGCUCAGAAGACGUUAAUGCUUCUGGUUCACACAGACCUGUCGCUGAACUCCAACCUGACAUUCAGGAACCAGUAGAGGGAGCUAUUGAACCACAAAGUAACAAUGAGUCCCUUCUAAAUGAUGCUGGGAUGCCCUCAGGCUGUGUGACACAAGCACCUGAGAAUUCUUCCCAGGAUGCAUCAACAUCAAGUACAGCAGGGACUGAAAGUUGUCAGAGUGUCCCUAUAUUUCCAGACAUGCUGUCGAUGCCUUCAGAUCCAGAUGAACCCUUUUUCAUUCUCUCUCUGACUGAGAUCCCAGUCAGCUCCUCAGGGGAGGUGGUGGACAGCACGUCUGAGCCCCCUCCUUAUCUUCCCGUAACAGAUGCAUCAAUACAGCAACAGAGCAGUGUUCCUGGAGAGAGUGCAGCAGCAGUGGAACGUGUGGCUCUCUCUAAUGUCCUUGAGCCUGUGUCCUCGCAGGAGACUGGUGAGACAGGCCUCAUCAGUGUAAAAGAUACCGGGCCGGAGCCGUUUGCAUAUAUACAGAGCUCAAUCAAGGAGAAUCCUGUGGAUCCACAUGAGAGUACUGGAGUCCAGCCACCCAAGUUACCAGAUACUGCAGAGAGCAGCGAGGAGGCCAACAUUCCCCCUACAAAGCAGAGAGGCAAUGGAAGAAGAGCCAAACUGCAGGUUAAGCCGAGCACUACAAGGAAGAAACAAGAUAGCAAGACCCUCGCUGCCAAAGAAGCAGAGCUGAUCCCCAUCCAAGCAAACACCCCCGAGGACUCAGAGCUUUCUGGUCCUUCUGUGCAGCCAGAAGCCUUUGAUGCAACAGCAAGAGAGGAGGUUGUCACCGAACCACAGAAAGGAAGCAGUGAUCAUGGAGACACUGAAAAGGAGACAGGUGGAAAGAACCCCGAGGAUAGCAGCUCAGGAGCACAGGCUAGAGGGACUAGUAGUCGGAAUAGAAAACCAAAAGGCUUCCUUUCCUUCCUCUCUGAGACGGACAAUACCGCCCCUUCAAACAGUCCUCCACGAGGCAAAGCGACUUCCAAGGGGCCUAAGGCUAAAACUCAACCUGCAGCAAGAAAACAGUCUAUCGCAACACCUGUAGCCUCGACAUCACGCAGUGUCGCUCCCACGGCCACUCUGACACAAAUGCCGGAGGAACCCCGCUCAGCGUCCUCGACCACAUCACCUACACUAACAGAAGUGGAUAUCAAACAGACUGCUGAGCACGGCCAACUACGCUCUGACUCACCUCCUAGCACUUCUCAGUCUACAGCUGAGGUUUCCCAGCAAAGUGACUGUGUGGAGAGCAGCUCAAUAGAAGAGGAGCCCACAAGUGUGUCUCAGUACUUCUUAAGUGACAUUUUUACAGAAGUGGACGAGGGAUAAAAGCCAUCGAGAGGCGGUGUGAGAAGAGGAACCUGUGACUGGCUUGCCUUGUUAUUAACUUUUGUUGUGUUAAAUUAUCUCUGUUAAGGUUAAUUUAUAAAAAAAAACUGGUUUGCAGUGAAGCUAAAUUUACUAGACUGACAAACGUGUUUUCAUUUUCACAUGCACUUUGAAUAUGUACAUGUAUAGUUUCAAUUUACUGAAAUGCCUUUUUAAACAGCCAUUAGUUCAAAUAAUAAAUAUUGUAUUGUAUACAUUAACAAGCUCUGGAGAAUCACUAAUUUGACUGAAAGAGUUGACAGCUUUUUCAUAAUUCAUUGUGUUUCAAGCCUCAAGUUCCUUGUUUUUUUUUUUAUUAUUAAUUACCUGUGAAAAUGUGAAUAUUGUACAAUAGCUACAUGGUUGAUUUUUUUUGCAUAUUUGUCCUGUUUUAACAUGUAUUACUUGACAUGUACAGUUCUACAUUUAAAUGUAUUGCAUUUUUUUUUGUCUCUCGUGUGUUUUUGUGCUAUUUUUUUUAACCAUCUGCUCCAAUCUGGAACUAAUUUUGUUUAAAUUUGACAAGAAAGGAUGUCUACAAAUUGGCUUUUCAUUUAGAGAACUAAUAUGGCACUAAAAUGUACGGCUGGCCUCGGUGAAAAGGACGUUAUGGCAAAUUGCUUUGAAUGUUUACAGCACCGCUGAUGCAUCCAAAUUCUGUAUUUAUGGCCUGCAUGUGCACCUCAGUAGGAAGUUACGUUCUCAGUAAGGAGACUAAUUAUUAAACUAUAUAAUAAUGCAAUUCAGCUAUUCAUAGUACCACAAAUCAUGACCUCAGAAAUGAGCUUGUCGUCACCCCUGUGACUUAGUCACAAGAGGGGAGCAUUACUGUAUAAGCUUCUCAGUGACAGUAAGCCUUUUUGUUGCAAGGUGACUGGAUUAAAUUGCUUUUGAACUGUG
This is a messenger RNA of Thunnus maccoyii (southern bluefin tuna), 7894 nucleotides long. RefSeq lists its product as uncharacterized. The transcript is spliced from 29 exons. The record is from RefSeq and is a predicted model, not a curated record. Gene Ontology annotation, biological process: RNA polymerase III preinitiation complex assembly. Gene Ontology annotation, molecular function: TFIIIC-class transcription factor complex binding. Lineage: Eukaryota; Metazoa; Chordata; Actinopteri; Scombriformes; Scombridae. The coding region runs from base 131 to 6955 and encodes 2274 amino acids. Gene Ontology annotation, cellular component: transcription factor TFIIIB complex.